Molecule: messenger RNA, 1283 nt
Organism: Dicrocoelium dendriticum
Lineage: Eukaryota; Metazoa; Platyhelminthes; Trematoda; Plagiorchiida; Dicrocoeliidae
Source: the annotation of a GenBank genome assembly
UUCGUCAGGGCCUAGAGUUAUCUCGUCUAAUACUGUCCGACAGAUUCUCUCAAGAAGAAUCAAGCAUCGGAAUUUUCCUUCGUUAUACUCCCGCUCACACUUGAAAUCCAUCACAACCUCUGUCCCUGAUGCUUUCGACCUUGGAUGAAUCAUUUUCAGUUGGUGAUGAAAUUCAGUGCAUAUCUCGUCAUAUUCAGAAAAUUGAGCAAUUAAGCAAUGAUCUUGAGGCUCUUAAUCAAAAUAUCUGCUUGUCGGGGGAUUCACGAGUCAAAUCUGAGUUACUGUCUUCGAAAGAAAAAAAUGCCGCCGAGGUCAUCGAAUCUACCAUGGCAAAAUUAGCACGUUUUGCUAGCCAGCCAAUUUCCGAACCGUCGACAAAAAUUCAACUGGAAAUGCUGAAUAGUAGAUUCAAAACAUCACUCCAGCGAUUUCAGCGGAUUCAGGCAGGGAUCAAAAGGCGUAUUUCAACGGUGCCUCCAGUAAUGGAUCCUGCGGUUGCCGAUUUACUUGGCCUGGAGACUGAAUUUCACCAGCAUGGUUAUGAUAGCAAGUCCACCGCGUUUCCACCUGGAACACAACAGGCUCAGCUAUCUAGCAAUGACCGAGCCAGCUCUUAUGAGCUUAGUCAUAGUCUGGAACAAGAGCAACAGAUGCAAGCACUUGAGGAGGACAUUACUAAUGUCAAUGCGAUCUUCCAACAACUCUCCAAUUUGGUAUUCGAGCAACGGACCGUUGUCGAUUCCAUUGAAGACAAUAUUCAAACGGCAUAUAUCAACCAGGAAUCGGGGGUUUCCAGAUUGGAAAAAGCAGCCACUAGCCGGGCAUCGAACAAGUUUCCCUUUUGGCUCAGUGGAACCAGCAACGUUCUCGUAGGCGGUGUUGCAUCUGUUCUCUCGUUCUGGUCGUCGCAAUAAUUAUCACUAUCUUGGUGCUCAUUCUUGUUUACGGACCUGGGUCUAAAAAGUGAAAAGAUCGUCAUUAUGGACUCUAUCGGACCUCCGAUCUUGGAAAUUUCUUCUUAAGACUAUAUUUUCCCCUCUACUCUCUCCCUGUACAUAUUGUUUGAUUUGUUUCUUUUAUUUUCAAUCAUGGGAUUACAACGAUAUUUUACGUGCUUUCGACGAGAUAUAUUUCUUGUUCCUUUUGUACAGCGAAAAAAUAGUCAGUACCGCCCCCGGUGUGUUUUUGUUCACUGUUAGAGGCAAUGCUGUUCACGAACUUGUCGUUACUUCUUUCACGAACGUAAGACGACCACCAGUGACAUGUGAUUUAGCCGUUGCUCC